This is a messenger RNA of Sclerotinia trifoliorum, 1387 nucleotides long. NCBI's taxonomy places the organism in Eukaryota, Fungi, Ascomycota, Leotiomycetes, Helotiales, Sclerotiniaceae. The record is from the annotation of a GenBank genome assembly.
AACCUUCAACUCACUCUUCCUUACCCAUCAACGACAUACAUAUCAACAAUACAGCUUGAAGCUUAUAGACAAACCGAUUAAAAUAUUACUUUGAUAUUGAUAUAUCCAUUACCUCAAAUCUUGUUGUCCUACCGGUAUUACCUUUGUCCACUUACCAAGGUCUUGCCCGGAAUUGUUUUCAGUAUUACACAGUCAUCGACUAAAUAGAUCUCGCCCUCGAUUCAAUAUGAAUACAAGACAGCACGAUACUCCCGGUAGCAGACCGACCCGGGUGCAAAAAACGCCACGUAUCUAUACCUGCUCCGUCUGCCAGAGACAGUUUAAGAGAAGUGAGCAUUGUUCAAGGCAUGAACGUGGUCGUGAGUACAAUCAAUUCUGUGCGAGUCAUGCUAGUUCCUUUGUUGAUUCAAGCUUCAACUUCUAGAUACACAAGAGAAACCAUUCCCUUGCAGAUUAUGCGGUCGUAGAUACGCGCGAAAGUAUGUUCUAAUGAUGCGCGAAUAUCACAUUCGCUAUAGAGGAUCAUGUUGAUUAAUUUCUUAUCUAGGGAUGUCGUCAUACGACAUGAAAAGUCUUUUCACCGUCUCGAAAACCCGAGGCGUCAACAACCUCCUCCUCCCCUUCAACCAUCAUCACCAGAUCUUGAUGCCGACUCUGAGCCCUUCACAGAUUCAAUCAUAGUCAAUACGCAUAAUCAUCUUACAGAACCUCAGCUCCCGAUGCCAAUGAAACUUGAGCAGCAUGAAACACCAGAAAUGCAAUCUACAUUAGACCCCUUACUGCGAGAACAUGAUGCGCAGUUGGCUGGGCAUUCAAGUUCCUCUGGGCCUCAUAUGAAUGGACAUGGCGGGACAAAUCAUGGAUUUCAACAGUAUCAAAAUGGUUUCAUAGACCCAGCUUUGGACAUUUCUGAUCUCUUCGGACCUUCACCAAAUCUAAUAGCUCGAACUUGACAGUAAUUGAUUUACUGGAGCAAAUACAAUAAAUUUCAUAGUUUCGCAAAACGCAUUACGAAAUUCGACGAUAUUACGAUAAAUACAAUUCUGGGGACUGGGAUAUCAUGAUCCGGUGUUGUGGUAUACGCAAAGAGCAAGACUUGAAAUUUUUUAAGUAACUUUCUCUUGUGCGAUUUUGCAGGACAAUGUUGUCGAUUCGAGAUGUUACUCCACUGUCAUAGAGGUCUCGCUCAAAGAUGUGAUUUCCCAUCUCUUUUUUCUUUGGGUGAUUUUGCAUCCACAGCUUUCAGAUAACCAGUGAGGAUUUGCACUGGUAGGGGGUUUUCACUAUUUGAUUCCUUUGAAGAUACCUCAUUCAUGCACUUCAAGAGCAUCAGACUUAUUUCUACCCAUUAGCUCAAUUCAGAAGCUGCAAGAUUUUGAUGAAUGCA